AUGUCGUCGCAGCGAGAGAACUACCUUUGCAAGUGGCUCUGCCGCAUUGACAACGGCAUUGAGUGCGACAAAGCGUAUCUUCACUCCAACGAUGGAUUCAAAGUCCAUGUGCAAGCCGUGCACAAGUUGGAGUGGCCUCGCAAGGGCCGCACUCUAUACGGCACGAUGAUCCCGGCGCCGCCUCUUGUAGUCACAGCAACAGCGCCAGCCUCGACGCCCACUGAGCCUGAAGUGUCGUUACA
This is a messenger RNA of Aphanomyces astaci, 242 nucleotides long. RefSeq lists its product as hypothetical. The transcript has a single exon. Lineage: Eukaryota; Oomycota; Saprolegniomycetes; Saprolegniales; Verrucalvaceae. The record is from RefSeq and is a predicted model, not a curated record. The annotation marks the transcript as partial.